GCCCCCGCCGCCCGCGGCCUCUCCCGUUUUUUAUUCGUGCCGCUUCGUGGUGGCGCCCACCACCACCUCACCUCACCACCUGUAGGCUGUAGCAAUACCACGCACGAUCCGUGGAAUAGACUACUCCCGCUUGGCCGGUGGCCGGUGACGACGACGGCGACAGCAACAGCCGAAAAAGUCUAUCCCCAAGUACGCUCUGCUCCAGCGCUUCAUCCGCCGCCUGGGGUUUGUUCCGGCGCGGUGGCUGUUGAUAAAGGCGGAAGGGGUGGGAGCAAGGAGAAGGAUCGGCGAUGAGCUUCGCGGAUCUGGAGGCGGGGGCGCUCAGGGCGCCCCUCGGGAGGAAGGCGAGAGGGGGCUCCAACGACGCGCGGGCGCUCGUCUUCCAGAUAACCACCGCGGUGGCCUCCUACCGCCGCCUCCUCAACUCGCUCGGCACGCCCAAGGACACCCUCACGCUUCGUGAUAACCUGCAAAAGACUAGCCAGAACAUUCUUCAAUUAGCAAAGGAUGCGAAAGACAAGCUCCAAAAGGCUGCUGAAGCAGACAGGAGCACUGAUACAAGUGCAGACAAGAGGAUAGCUGAUAUGAAGCUUGCCAAAGAUUUUGCUGCCACAAUGGAGGAGUUCAGGAAACUUCAGAGUCUUGCGAUUCAGAGGGAGACAGCAUAUAAGCCAGUUGUUCCCCAGAAUGCUCAGUCAAACUAUACUACAGAUGACCGAAGUUCUGAAUCUGGUAAUAUGCCUGAGCAGCGUGCAUUGCUUGCUGCAAAAAGACAAGAGGUGCUGCAAUUGGACAAUGAAAUUGUUUUCAAUGAAGCUAUAAUUGAGGAAAGAGAGCAAGCCAUCCAAGAUAUCCAACAACAGAUUGGUGAAGUAAAUGAAGUGUUUAAAGAUCUUGCUACCCUCGUACAUUCCCAAGGAAUUAUAAUCGAGGAGAUCAACAUGAACAUUGAAAAAUCUGAAGUGCUGACCAAAGAGGCAAAGAAAGAGGUAACCAAAGCAGCAAAGACUCAGAAAUCGAACUCGUCCCUAAUUUGCUUGCUUAUGGUCAUAUUUGGGGUUGUGCUGCUUGUUGUGAUUAUAGUUUUGGCAGCUUGAGACAUGCAAUCUUUCCUCUUACAGAAAUAUUCUGUGGAGUUCAGAAUUGAAGAGUGUUCAUGGUUCUUGUCUAACCAUCAUAUCAUGUGCAAAAAAACUGCCACCAACGGAUUUUAGAAGUCUCCCUUUUACAUUUCAUGGUUUGCGAGUGCAUGUUCCCUUUGUCAUGCGUGAGUCCUUUUUUCAUGGCUUGCCUUGAGUGAACACUGUUCUUUUGCUCCUUUGGUUUUGGAAGUUCGCUUGGUGUGUUUUUGUAACCCUGUAAGUAUCCCCCAUCAUAAAGCAAAGAGAUUAUUACGCAAUAUAGAAUUUGUUUCUUGGAGCCCCUGAAAAUAAAUUGAUUGAAAAGCUUGUUUA
Messenger RNA from Sorghum bicolor (sorghum), 1454 nucleotides. Its product is annotated as syntaxin-22. Gene Ontology annotation, cellular component: SNARE complex; endomembrane system; membrane. The transcript has 7 exons. The record is from RefSeq and is a predicted model, not a curated record. Bases 291 to 1097 code for a protein of 268 amino acids. Gene Ontology annotation, molecular function: SNARE binding; SNAP receptor activity. Lineage: Eukaryota; Viridiplantae; Streptophyta; Magnoliopsida; Poales; Poaceae. Gene Ontology annotation, biological process: vesicle-mediated transport; vesicle fusion; intracellular protein transport.